CAUCAAGACAUUUCCAUCACGAUGACAUCUCUGAAGUUUGCUUUACAUCUGACUUGUCUUUGCUUGUGGAGAAUUGCUACAGCAUCUACUCAAUCUACUGGUUUUAUAUCGGCUAAUGUUGGCGAUAACGUGACAUUAGAGUGUUCCUAUAAGGAUGAUGUCGCAGCAAUGUUCUUCUGGUAUAAGCAAACUCUGGGACAGAAACCAAGGCUCAUCUCAACCUUCUAUAAGCAUGAUAAAAAGGGCACAUUUAUUGAUGAAUUAAAAAACGAUCCACGCUUCACACUGGAAACUAAAAAUGGAAAUUAUCACUUGACAAUCUCGGAGUUACGCCAUUCCGACUCGGCUACUUACUACUGCAUAAGUAUUUAUGCCUACCAGUUUCAAUUUACCGAGGGCAUCACUGUCAAUGUAAAGGAUUCAGGUUUGAAGAUCCAAGCUACGGUCCAUCAGUCGGCGUCUGAGAGCAUCCAGCCAGGAGGCUCUGUGACUCUCAACUGUACAGUACACACUGGGACCUGUGAUGGAGAACACAGUGUUUACUGGUUCAAGAACUCGGAAGAAUCUCAGCCAGGACUCAUUUACACCCAUGGAGGCAGGACUGAUCAGUGUGAGAGGAAACCCAACACACAAACACACACCUGUGUCUACAACCUGCCUAUCAAGAACCUGAGUCUUUCUCAUAAUAUGACCUACUACUGUGCUGUUGCCUCAUGUGGACACAUUCUGUUUGGAAACGGGACCAAGCUGGACUUAGAGGAUAAGGUGGAAUCGCCCAAAUCUCUUGUGUAUUUCUUGAGCGCAGCUUUGGCUUUCACCACCACCCUGGUUGUGUUAUUGGCUUUCUCGGUGUACAAGGUGAACAAGAGAAACAGCUGCCAAUGUACAGAGUGUCAAAAAGCUUCCAAAACAGCAAAUGCAGAGGGUUACCAAGAUGUAGACAACCUCCAUUAUGCUGCGUUAAGGGAUCCCAGGAUCAACAGACCAAGAAAAGUUAGAGACAACACUGUCAGUGAAUGUGUGUACUCCAGUGUAAGGCAGUAG
Messenger RNA from Perca flavescens (yellow perch), 1044 nucleotides. Its product is annotated as immunoglobulin kappa light chain-like. Gene Ontology annotation, biological process: response to bacterium. The transcript is spliced from 5 exons. NCBI's taxonomy places the organism in Eukaryota, Metazoa, Chordata, Actinopteri, Perciformes, Percidae. The record is from RefSeq and is a predicted model, not a curated record. The coding region runs from base 22 to 1044 and encodes 340 amino acids.